Halichondria panicea is the source of this 2452-nucleotide messenger RNA. RefSeq lists its product as uncharacterized. The coding region runs from base 132 to 845 and encodes 237 amino acids. The record is from RefSeq and is a predicted model, not a curated record. Lineage: Eukaryota; Metazoa; Porifera; Demospongiae; Suberitida; Halichondriidae. The transcript is spliced from 12 exons.
UGUUUUUUGUUCUAUUGUGCAAUCGAAAGUCUGCAGGAAGAAUCCAUUUAUCAUCUCAGCCUGCCAAUCUGAUCUAGAUCUACCUAGAUCAAACAAGCAGUCAUCAAUGAUCUGUUGUUAGCUCUUUCAAUAUGGGCUAUGACUGUGGAAAUGUUGUAGAAGCCCUUACAGACUGUCUCUCUCUACCCACAAUAAAAGCCCUCACAUUCUGUGUAGAGCUACAAAAACAGGAAAAUGUUUCAAGGCAAAUUUCAUCGUCUCUCUUGAAAUACAGACAUCAUCCAAAACAGAAUUAUGUACACACUGAGCAAUAUGAACAUUCUCCUGGUGUCCAUAUGGCACUGGUUGUAAGCUUCAAAAGGAAACUACAAAGUUUGGAGGUUCUUUUAAUGUUGCUAAUACUUGCUGGAGAUGUCGAGACUAACCCUGGUCCUGUUCACAAACUUACACUCUCAAAUCUUUAUGAAGAACUGCUUGAAUUGACUGAUCCUAUUCCUUUUGGUACAAAAUUGGGUAUCCCUCUGCUGGAAUUAGACAGAAUUCAGCGUAAGCAUCAUAAAGAUAUAAAAGAACAGAAAAUGGCUCUAUGUCAGUACAUUGUAACUAACUGUGAGCUGUACGGAAUUGGCUGGGAGAAAAUUGCCGAUGCUUUCACAGGCAUUUCAAUGGAACAAUUGGCAGUGAAAAUCAGAGAGAAUUAUUGUCAACAAGAUUGUUCCUCUUCUGAUUCAUCUACUGAGUAUCUCUCAGCGGAGGAAGAGCUCCCACAAACUGUACCAUUGUCUUGUCUGUUGCUACACCUAAAGUUAUCACUCCUGAGUGCAGACUGGAUGACUACGAAGUGAAGAACCUGAUAGGCAGUGGUGGUGUCGGUGUGUUGUUCCAUGUGUAUCGUGCCAAGGAGGACUACGCUCUGAGAGCACUCAGACUCUCUGACAAUCCUAAGGAGCAAGAGGCAGUACUACGGGAAGUGAAGGGGUUGGUGACACUGCAGAACCACCCCAACAUUGUACGCUACCACACCCCCUGGACGGAGAGAGCUAAUGAAGGGUGUGGCGAGAAAUGGGUGUGGUCAGUACUCAAGAGCUAUUGAGAGCUCUGCCCCUCCCCCAACGUUCCUCUUCAUCCCCACGGAGCUCUGCAAGACAGACACACUCCACACCUGGUUACUAGAGCACUGCGAGGAGAAGAGUAGGAAGAAGAGUCAAGUACUCGACUUCUUCAAACAGAUCUUGGAGGCACUGGUGUACAUUCAUGGGGAGGGCAUCGUGACCUGAACCCGUCAAACGUAUUUUUCUCUCGUGGUGAUGGACGUCUCAAACUUGGCGGCUUUGGUCCCGCAACAAAUGGACUAGUGAUGCCACAGGAAGGUGCUCACAGCUCUGCGCAGCCAGCUCGAGUUCCCUGCCCAGUUCACAGAGAGACUACCUAAUGAGGUGGUGAACAUUGUGAAGUUGCUACUGGCAACAGACCCGACCAAGAGGCCUACAGCUCUGGAGAUGACAACACUCAAGACUCUUCAGAGUCUCGAGAAGAAAGUGAGAAAGUCCAAGAGAGAGUACAUUCCUGUAUUCUAGUCUGAACAUUGUUUUUUGUGUUCAAUUCAUUUAUCCAAUGUCAUUGGAAGUCAAGUAUUUUAUUUAGAGAUAUAUCUCUCUAGCUAGCUACAUUGUUGUGUUGUAUUCAUAUUAUCCCCUGUUUUUAUCUCCUUGUUACUGCUAUCAGUUCUUAUAAUAAAUAUUAUGGUUAUUAGCUUUUGUUGUGUUCACAUGUAACAUCUCAGCCCCACCUCUAGUACUGCACAUGCGCGCCACAGUUUGCACAGCAAAUAAAGGGAGAGGCUGGUUAUGCUCAACAAUCCAUUUCAACAUGAGUCGAAGAUCAAGACCAAUUGGUUUGGUCUGUAAGGAUUGUCUUGAAGCCAACCCCUGGAACACCAAACUCCUGACCACAAAGUGUUCAUCGGCUCACAAAUCCUGCGUCAUACUCCUUGUGCAUGUUGCUAUCAACUAUAAAAGGAAGCUGGUACGAAUCAGUCCAAUGUCCAAUAUUGACUGGAAGACUGAACUCUAUGUAGGUGCCCAAUCUCAACAAAAGCGGAAAUCGGAUUUUAUAUCCCCUGCAAACCAGAGAAACCGACGUCAACUUCGCCCUGAUCCAGAUGAUGAUAAUGAUGAUGAUGAUGACAAGGUGCCGAGUACUCUCAGCAAGGCAGGGCAAGAGGCUCGGAACGCUAUGUACUAUGGACCACGUGUUGUGCAUUCAAAAGCUUACAAAGCAAGUGAGAAAGAUUUAGACAGAUAAGAGUUUUUGGCUGUUUUGUAGUGUGUAAACAAAAUUAAUGUUGUUGCUUACUUCAUGUUUCAAUACCAGAUAUUCUCAGCUCUAUAGCAUGCAUUUACUACUGCUCCAGCAGUGCUUUUGUUUACCUUAAAAAUAUUCAUGCUAUUUG